This is a messenger RNA of Cucurbita maxima (winter squash), 1620 nucleotides long. Its product is annotated as protein arginine N-methyltransferase 2. The coding region runs from base 25 to 1011 and encodes 328 amino acids. The transcript has 3 exons. Gene Ontology annotation, cellular component: nucleus; cytoplasm. Gene Ontology annotation, molecular function: protein-arginine N-methyltransferase activity; protein binding. The record is from RefSeq and is a predicted model, not a curated record. NCBI's taxonomy places the organism in Eukaryota, Viridiplantae, Streptophyta, Magnoliopsida, Cucurbitales, Cucurbitaceae.
UGCGUCGAGGAUUGCUUGGAGGACAUGGAUGAGUGCGAGCAACUGUGUCUGGCGGCGCGGGGCGGCGACGCCGACAAACUCCGAGCUCUGAUAGAUUCCGGAGCUGAUGUUUCUCAUUUCGACGUUGAGGGCCUUACCCCUCUUAUGCACGCAGCCAAGCAUGGCCAUGCCGACGUUGUUAAAACCCUUCUGGAUGCUGGUGCGCCAUGGAAUGCGCUCUCUCCUUCCAAUCUUUCUGCUGGGGAUUUUUCUCUCGAGGCUGGUCACCAGGAGGUCUUCCAAAUCCUUCUUAAUGCGGGGAUUCAAGCCGAAUUGGUUCUUGGGACCAUUGCUAGGAAAGAAAGCCAGAAUGAUGUAUGCAAUGGGGAGUACUUGGAAGAUAGAGUUACUUUUAGUGAAGAUAAGGUGAUGGAUGCUGAAAGCAAAGCUGUCAUGAUGGCUUGGGAAAAACCAUUGAUGGAAGCUCAUGCUAAGGCUAUUUGCAUGGGUGGUGGUCACGUACUGAACGUUGGAUUUGGAAUGGGCCUAGUGGACACAGCCAUUCAACAAUACUCGCCCACUACACAUACAAUUGUUGAGGCUCACCCAGAAGUUUAUAAACGCAUGAUUGAAACUGGUUGGGCUGAUAAGAACAAUGUGAAAAUUAUAUUUGGUCGUUGGCAAGACGUUCUGCCUCAACUUGAAUCUUAUGAUGGUAUUUUCUUCGAUACAUAUGGAGAAUACUAUGAAGACUUGAGAGAGUUCCACCAACAUCUUCCUAAAUUGUUAAAGCCUGGGGGAAUCUACUCAUUCUUUAAUGGUCUUUGUGGAGGUAAUGCAUUUUUCCAUGUUGUUUAUUGUAAUAUAGUUUCUCUUGAACUAGAAAAUCUGGGCUACUCCACCCAAUUCAUUCCCUUACCCGUCAAGGAUUGUUUGGAGGAAGAUGUCUGGAAAGGAGUUCAGCACAAAUAUUGGCAACUUGAUACAUAUUACCUUCCUGUUUCUCAGUCUGCUCAAGACUCUGAAUCAUAAAAUUAGUCUGAUUGUGUCUGUAAUGGCUGAAGGAAAAUAUUGGACAUUCAAUUUUCAAGACCAAGGAAAUUGAAGUUAUGAUAUAUUGUGUUUUUUUUUCUGGAAAGUUGUUCCAUAACUUUACAAUUAAUGCAUAUGGGACCUAAAUUGCCACGAAGAGGUCCUCCCACUUCAUGGAUUGAGAAAACUCACACACAUAGAUUCAUAGCUUUACAACCUGCUUGCUUGCUUGCCUACUCAGGCGGCUAAUUAAAUAGUGGAAAAAAGUUCCAAUGAUUCAUUUUAACAAGCAGGUAUGAAAUUUAAAUCUCCUCAAUGUCAUAGCCGCUGGAUAUUUAUUUGAAGGUUUCUUCCUUAUGAGUGCCUACUUUCAGAAUAGCUUCAUCCUAAGUAAUCGUUCUCUUGUCGGUAUAGUUGGCUACUUUGUAACAUCCUUAGCCGCUCGAUAUUAAUUCUCCGAAGUGCCUACUUUCUGAAUAGCUUCAUCCUAUUUAAUUGUUCUCUUGUCGGUAUAGUUGGUUACUUUGUAACAUUGAUACAGAUAGCAUUUUUAUACGAAAAAGAGAUUCAAAGUCAAUAAGUUGAUGCAUUUCAUGCAUCUCUUACAAA